AUGGCCGUUGAGGCUCGCCAUCUUCACCUCUUUUCCCCUCAACUCAUAACCAACAGAGAAAUGAUGAACCCUGUUGAAACAAACGUGAAUAACAUCUACAACAACAUGGGUUAUUCCUCUGUUCCUCCGUCGUCUAUCAAAACCGCUGCGACGGAGGCUCUUAUUCUACCGCCGUACAACUCUAUAACCGCUGAUUCGUUACCUCAGAAAACUGCUAUGAACUCUGAUAGUGGUCUCACUUAUAACGUUCCCUUGAGAAAACGUUCUAGAGAUUCCAGAGACUAUUCAAAUUCAAUCAAUUUCGCUUUUCAGAAUUCUUAUCUUCCUCCUGCAACAGCGCCACAGAAUAACAAAAGUUGUGCCUCUUCGUCGUUCUCUUUUCUUGGUGAAGACAUUUCCCUUCAGAUCCAAAGGCAACAACUUGACAUCGAUCAACUCAUUGCACAACAAAUGGAGAAGGUGAAAUUUGAGAUUGAAGAGAAAAGGAAGAGACAAGCGAUGAGGUUGAUUCAAGCUAUUGACAUGAGUGUGUCAAAGAGAUUGAAGGCUAAAGAAGAAGAAAUUGAGAAAAUUGCUAGAACUAAUUGGGCUUUAGAAGAAAGAGUUAAGUCACUUUGCAUGGAGAAUCAAAUAUGGCGUGAUUUGGCUCAAAGCAAUGAAGCCACAGCCAAUGCUCUGCGUUCCAAUCUCGAACAGCUUCUUGCACAACGCGUGGGAGAGGAUAACGGAGAUACUAUUUCUCCGGUUGGUAGACACGCUGCUCUAAUCGACGACGCUGAGUCUUGUUGCGAUAGCAAUGAGAGUAUCAAUGAUGAAGAAAAUGUUGUGGAAUGGCGAAGUAUAGGUGAUAAUGAUAAUAGUAAUGGUAGAAACAUUGAAGCAAUGAAGAUGAUCAGAAACUGUGGUGGCGGUGGCGGUGGUGGUGAUAGUGGUGGAAGCAAUUUUGUGAAUAGCAUGAAACUAUGCAGCAACUGUGGGAAAGAUGAAUCUUGUGUGUUGAUUUUGCCUUGUAGACAUCUCUGUUUAUGUGCUGUUUGUGGGUCUAAUCUUCAUAUUUGUCCCAUUUGUAAAUCUUUCAAAACUGCUAGUAUCCAUGUUAACAUGUCAUGA
This is a messenger RNA of Lathyrus sativus (Indian pea), 1110 nucleotides long. NCBI's taxonomy places the organism in Eukaryota, Viridiplantae, Streptophyta, Magnoliopsida, Fabales, Fabaceae. The record is from the annotation of a GenBank genome assembly.